UAAAACAGAAGUAAGAAAUAAACAAUAAACCCAAAUAAAUAAAUUGAGUGAAGAGAGUUCACUGAGCUCUCUUAAGCUUAAAAAAAAAAAAUCUCCAUGGAUUCUCUCUUUCUUCGUCCGGUCUCUUCCCCUUAUCGCCUCUGCUCAAGGCCUUCUCUACGAAGAGGUGGUUGUGCGCAAAUCCAGUAUCUUUACCAAGAUUUUAACACCAGAGAUAGAUGUAGUACUGAAAGAAUUCGAGGGUGUCUCUUAAAUCAUCGAGAUAGUAAUGCAAAUUCUACAUCUUAUGGAAGAUUUCAUGAGUUGAGUCAUGUAAAAGCCUCAUCAGGACAUCCUUUAGAAUCUGCACCUGAAGAUUACUCCUCUACUAGCACAUGGAGAGCUAUACUGGCUUCACUAAAUGUUCUCUACCGAUUCUCGCGGCCUCAUACAGUUAUAGGAACAGCAAUGGGCAUAGUCUCGGUUUCUCUUUUGGCUGUAGAGAGUUUACCUGAUAUUUCUCCAUUAUUUUUUGCUGGAAUGUUGGAGGCAGUAGUUGCUGCACUUUUUAUGAAUGUUUACAUUGUUGGAUUAAAUCAGUUGUUUGACAUAGAAAUAGACAAGGUUAAUAAACCGGAUCUUCCUCUUGCAUCAGGAGAAUAUUCUCUCAAAGCUGGCGUUGCAAUUAUUACUGCUGCUGCCUUGAUGAGCUUUGGCAUUGGAUGGUUUGUUGGUUCUUGGCCAUUAUUCUGGGCUCUGUUUAUCAGUUUUGUUCUUGGGACUGCAUAUUCAAUCAAUUUACCAUUUUUAAGAUGGAAGAGAUUUGCAGUUGUUGCAGCAAUAUGUAUCCUCGCUGUGCGUGCUGUUAUUGUUCAGCUAGCCUUUUUCUUGCACAUCCAGACCUUUGUUUUUAGAAGACCAGCAAGCUUCUCAAGGCCAUUGAUAUUUGCAACAGCGUUCAUGAGCUUCUUCUCAGUUGUUAUUGCACUAUUCAAGGACAUACCUGAUAUUGAUGGUGAUCGCAUUUUUGGCAUUCGUUCGUUCAGCGUACGCCUGGGCCAAAAAAAGGUGUUUUGGAUUUGUAUAUAUCUACUUGAGAUGGCUUACACUGUAGCAAUGGUUGUUGGAGCGACUUCUUCCUGCCUCUGGAGCAAAUGCAUAACAAUUUUAGGCCACGCAAUUCUUGCUUCAAUUCUCUGGAAUCGUGCUAGAUCUCUCGAUUCGAUGACAAAAGCUGCUAUAACAUCUUUCUACAUGUUCGUUUGGAAGCUUUUUUAUGCUGAGUAUUUGCUUAUCCCAUUUGUAAGAUGAAUGACUGUAGUUACUGGGUAAAAGAGAAUUCAGCAAAGCAGGAGUUGAACAAUUUGCGUACUUAUAGUGCCCUUAAUCAUCAUUAUGGCAAUCAUCGACAUAGACUUCUAUGCUUCAUCGGUAAUCUUCUUUGUUCCUUGUUCUUAUCGUGUUCAACCAGAGAUGCAUUGCCAUCAGAUGAGAUCUUUCAGUCUCUGUUGCUUUUAAGACAUUAAGAUCAAUCCCAAACCUGUUAAUAUUUUCCUGUAAGUUACCAGAGGCUCUACAGUGUGAAUUUUCGUGAUGCGUAUUGUAAUGUUUUCCUCCUGUAUCCUUAAGAUGUACCUUCUGUAUUUAACUUGAGUGAAGUGGUAAUGCAGAAACAUGUGCUAAAGAAAUAUAUUGAUGGUGAAUUUAAUUCGAAUA
Messenger RNA from Asparagus officinalis (garden asparagus), 1695 nucleotides. Its product is annotated as probable homogentisate phytyltransferase 1, chloroplastic. Bases 97 to 1290 code for a protein of 397 amino acids. NCBI's taxonomy places the organism in Eukaryota, Viridiplantae, Streptophyta, Magnoliopsida, Asparagales, Asparagaceae. Gene Ontology annotation, molecular function: prenyltransferase activity. The record is from RefSeq and is a predicted model, not a curated record. Gene Ontology annotation, cellular component: membrane. The transcript has 13 exons.